CGUAAACAAACAACAAGGAAGCUGGGCGGUUCAUCCAACACACGUGGCGGUUGGCACAGCAGUUGGGCUAAGAAGAGCAAGAGGAAGUAGAAAGCAUCACCAACAGCAUCAGCAGAGAAUGGAAACCAUUGACAUCCAUUCACGCUCGUUUGCUGUGAAAUGGAUCCACGUUCCUGACGGCUCUCAUGUGAUAUUUCAGCUAAAGCCCCUGAAGCGGUCCAUCAAGUUCAGCGUGUACCAGUCCACGGAGGACAAGGUGUCUCCGACGAUCUACGGCGCUACAGGGCUUGGUGAGAGCGGCAAUUCGUCAACCACGUCGUUGCAGCAGAUCAAGAGGAGCUCGUCGACGAGGUCGAUGCCGCUGGAUGAGCGGUUGCGCAACUCUCAGCUGGUUGAGGUGAAGAGCUACGGGAUGCUCCAGGGGAACCAGCUGUUCAAGGAGGAGUUGAAGCUGGACCACGGUGGGAUCUUUGCGUUUGUUUUUGAUAACACGUUUUCGAAGAGCUAUUCGAAGAAGGUGCUCUUCAACAAGUUCUUUGUUGAGAACAAGCCGGCGAUUAGAAGGUUAUCGACGUCGGCGUCUUCUGUGAACUUGCAGAGUCAAUUGCACCCACGGAACGGUCAGUACUUGCAAGGCUAUCUAUUGAAGAAGAAGAGGAAGAAACUUCAAGGAUUUACCAAGAGGUUCUUUGUGUUGAACUUCAAGUACAACACGCUGAGUUAUUAUCUCAAUGAAAACACUCAUAAGUUUAGAGGUGAAAUGCAGAUCAAUUUGUCCACUGUAUCUGCUUUCAAAGAGGACAAUACCAUAGUCAUUGACUCUGGUAUGGAGGUUUGGAUCUUGAAGACUUUGAACGAUCAAGAUUGGAGUAAUUGGAUCAAUGCCUUGGAUUUUAUAAAACUCAAUAGCACUGCAUCCCAGCCUCCACAACAACCCUCACAGUCUUCUGCCGAAAAUACUGAUACGUCCGCAAUGGCAAGUCCACAGUUCUUACCUUCUUCUUCAAAGGAAAAUGCUGACUUGUUUGCUAAAAUCGAGGAGGAAAAUGCCGAUGUCAAGGGUCACCACCCUGAGGAGUUUUCCAUCAUCAAUCAAAAAUUGGAUGAAUUACACAGUACACUUGCUCAUCUGGAGAGUACGAAAGACGACAAGGACAUUUCAGCCAUGAAAGAACAGCUACAAUCACUUUCCCUUUAUGUCAACUCAGUAUUGGAAUCCCAAGAUAUGAACAUAACGGUGUUAUCUCCAACUAAUUCUGUAUUUAGUGAUGAUUACUAUGAUGCCCACGAGACGCUUGAAUCAAAUGAAUAUGAUCAGUUGGAUAACCACGUUCUUGUUCUUCAAGGACAGAAAACUUCUUUGGACAGUAACAUAUCUGUUGAUGAUUUAUCAGAUGCUGAUGAAUCAGUGCUAGAAUUUGCUCCAAAGGCUGCAAUUACCGAGAGUGCUGCAUCAAGGGAUUUGAGUCCAUUACCAUUAGAAAAGAUAAAGAGAAGAAAUGAUGUUAAACCGUCAACAACAAAUCCUCCAAGUUUAUUUUCAUUCUUGAGGAAAAACGUUGGUAAGGAUUUGUCCACCAUAUCCAUGCCAGUUACUUAUAAUGAGCCUUUAACCAUUCUACAGAAAUUUUCCGAAAUGUUUGAACAUGGUGAUAUAUUGAACCAGGCUGCUACAGAGACCAAUCAAGAUUUAAGAACUUUAAAAGUUGCUGCAUUUGCUGUUGCGAAUCUAGGCUCAUUUAGAUCCAAACAGAGAAACAUGAGAAAGCCGUUUAAUCCAAUCUUGGGUGAAACCUAUGAACUUGUUGAUGAAAAUGUGGGAUUCAGAAUGAUUGGUGAGAAAGUUAGCCAUAAGCCACAGAUAUUUGCAUUCCACUGUGAAUCUUCACUUUGGGAGUUGUCCUUCAGUGUUUCUCCAGAUCAAAAGUUUUGGGGCAAAUCCAUCGAACUCGUGAACAACGGUACUUUGACUUUGGUGUUCAAAGCCACUGGUGAGAUUCUGAAAUGGUCACAACCAACGACGAUAGUUAAGAACAUCAUUGCUGGUGAUAGAUACACAGAGCCUUCGAACAACGUUAUAGUCACAAGCUCAUCGGGAAUGAAAUCUGUUGUCGAGUUCAAGAAACCCACCAGUGGUAUGUUUUCAACUCCACGUUGUGAAGAAGUCAAGAUUAAGGUUAUGGACAAGGCAGGAAAGAAAUCAGAAUACUAUGCUGAGGGCAAAUGGACCAAUGAAAUCACCAUAAAGAAGGGGAACGAUUCCAAGUUCAGUGAGACGAUUUAUGAAGCAUCUGAACUGCUACGGGACGAAUCUUCCAAAUGGGGGUUUUCGAUAUACGCAUCAAAUUUGAACCAGAUUACUCUUAUUGAAAAGGGUAAGAUCCCGUUUACUGAUUCAAGACUGAGACCAGACGUUAGAAUGUACGAAGACGGUGAUGUCGAUGGAGCAUCUGAGAUGAAAUUAGCCCUUGAACAAAGACAAAGAGACAGAAGAAAAGAAGUUGCAGAUGCUAAUCAAGUACAUGUCCCUUCAUUCUUUGCGAAAUCAAACAUAUCGGAUGAUUUGUCGUGGGAAUUGAUCAAAGGCUCAGCGAACUAUUGGGAAAGACGUAAAGUUGGCAACUGGGAUGGACUCACGGAGUUGUGGUGAUCUUCUCCCUUGUUCACUUUGUCUUUACUUAUACAAAUACAUGUUUAUAUGCCACACAACACGAUUGCUAUUAGAGAGCUAAAAUGGAUCUUCAUAUGGAUCUUCUUCAUCAUAAUCGUCAUCCUUUUCGAAUUCGUAGACGAUGGCUCCACCCGUCUCAAAGCUUUGCGCAUCAAGAUAAGGCAGUUCAACGUUUUCCCUUGCUUUUUGUUGCUUUGCUGAUGUUGUCAAGUUGAAAGUGGUCAAAUCCUUCAACAGCUCUUGAGAAUCAACGUGUUCUUGAGGUUUAUCAACUAUUGGUGAGUAUUCGUGUGUCAGCGUGUUUAUUUGAAACUUGUAAGACAAAGAACGGCCACUCUUUCGACGGUUGAUCAAGUUCAGCACAAAAGACUGUGUA
Williopsis jadinii is the source of this 3047-nucleotide messenger RNA. RefSeq names its product oxysterol-binding protein related protein OSH3 (gene OSH3). Bases 119 to 2650 code for a protein of 843 amino acids. Gene Ontology annotation, molecular function: sterol binding. The record is from RefSeq and is a predicted model, not a curated record. Gene Ontology annotation, cellular component: intracellular membrane-bounded organelle; perinuclear endoplasmic reticulum; cytosol. NCBI's taxonomy places the organism in Eukaryota, Fungi, Ascomycota, Saccharomycetes, Phaffomycetales, Wickerhamomycetaceae. The transcript has a single exon. Gene Ontology annotation, biological process: ER to Golgi ceramide transport; endocytosis; exocytosis.